CACAAAGCUUCUUCCUCUCUCCAACCUCGUUAGGAUCGCAAGUCGCUACUACCUCCGCUCCAUUCUGCUUUGAAGAUGUCGGCCAUGGCUCUCUCCAAUUCUCUCACCUCUCCUCUCACUUCCCAUUCAUCUUCUCCACUCUCCUUCGCUGUUCCCAGAUCCAAUUUUGUUUCAUUAAAGAGUCUCCGAAGCUUCACCCUCAGCUGUUCCCUGAAUGGCGCAGAGGCGGCAGACAAAAAGAUUCCAAUUGAGAAGAGGUUUCCCGCAUUUCCAACCGUGAUGGAUAUUAAUCAGAUUCGUGAGAUUUUGCCCCACCGGUUUCCAUUUCUUCUAGUGGAUAGAGUGAUUGAAUAUACUCCUGGAGUUUCUGCUGUUGCCAUAAAGAAUGUAACAAUAAAUGAUAACUUCUUUCCUGGGCAUUUUCCCGAGAGGCCAAUUAUGCCUGGUGUUCUCAUGGUUGAGGCAAUGGCACAGGUUGGUGGCUUGGUAAUGCUACAACCUGAAGUGGGAGGCUCUCGCGAAAAUUUCUUCUUUGCUGGAAUUGACAAAGUAAGAUUCCGGAAACCAGUGGUUGCAGGUGACACCUUAGUUAUGAGAAUGACGCUUAUCAAGUUGCAGAAACGCUUUGGAAUAGCAAAGAUGGAAGGGAAGGCAUAUGUUGGAGGUGAGGUGGUGUGUGAAGGUGAGUUUUUGAUGGCUACUGGUAGUUAAUGACCUGCAACUUUUGUUAAUUUUCAUUGAUCCCAGUUGAAUGUUCUCAUUUUGUUCCCUUGAGUCCCAACAAUUUUUUUUUCUGUUUUUCCCCCUGGUAUGGAACCUGGUAGGCAAGCCUUUAAUUUGUGCAAAUAGAACUUAAAUGAGUAUCCUUGCACCCACCAACCAAUAAGUUUUUGUAGUCUUUUGUUUGUUAAUUAAGAGAUGUUUCGCAUUUUUCUUAUGGGAGAAGUUGGUAACAUAAGAUAUUUGAAAUAGCGGCAGUACUCUUUGACAGAA
Molecule: messenger RNA, 993 nt
Organism: Vitis riparia (riverbank grape)
Lineage: Eukaryota; Viridiplantae; Streptophyta; Magnoliopsida; Vitales; Vitaceae
Product: 3-hydroxyacyl-[acyl-carrier-protein] dehydratase FabZ-like
Exons: 4
Coding region: 76-711 (211 amino acids)
Biological process (GO): fatty acid biosynthetic process
Molecular function (GO): hydro-lyase activity
Source: RefSeq, a predicted model, not a curated record